GAAUGGAGCUUCAGACUGCAGAAUGCCGUCUUGGAGGCGCAGAUCCCAGGCCCAGGCGCCGAUGGACUUCUCCAGCCGAUACGGCUGAGAAACAAGAUGUCUGGACGAGAGAUGCCUCCUGCAGAUGUUCUUCUUGCCAGUCUUCCCGGCCGAAGCCAGGAAAUGACGGACUUUCGGGUAGUCGGCAUGAACCUGAGCAGGAUCGAAGCCCAGGCAAAUGCAUCCCAAAUGGCUUUGACCAUGCCGGGAUGGGCUGUCACUGCCGUUUUGGAAUCGCUUUCAGCUCCCUGGAUGGCAGUUUGGUCGGCGGAGCUCCGGGACGGCUCCAACUACCUGAAGCUCUCUGCACAGCUGAGCUACAGAGGGCGGAGCGCAGACGAGAAGAGCGCUGACGGGGAUCCGGAGGCAGAGGCGGAGUUAUGUCUGCUCUCUGGCAACCUGCCGGGCAGCUCCGUGGCGGGGAAGGUUGAUGGUGUCCCCAUUACUUCAGAUGACUUCUUCUUUGGUCUCGAGCACCCCCAGGGCCUGAACUCCGCCAAGGCCGGAGACUAUCGAUGCUGCUUAAAACAGCAUACUGCGAAGAUAAAGGAGCACGGCCCGCACGCAGCUUUGGUUCUGGGUGUGACGGUGCCAGGCCAGGCAAUAAACCGGCUGGAUCACAUCGCGAGGGAGCUGUCACGACGAGGAGUCAUGCUAGACUCUUUCCUGCUGGAUGAUGGCUGGGACGACCCGGACAGUGGGCCGUGGAACGCCCACGAAGGCUUUCGUGACCUGAAGCAGCUGGAAGACCGCGCGGCACACUGGAAGACCUCCCUGGGCCUCUGGUUUUCGCCUUUCGGUGGCUAUCAUGAAGCGAGGCAGCGGCGUGUCCUCGCUGCCCGGAGGGCGGGCAUUGCCGUGCGGGAGGAGACGCGUGAGAGGAAGUCGGCAGUGCUUCGCCCAGGCGGCUGCACGCAGGCAUCGCCCUGCGAGGAAGGGGAGGGCAGAUGCGGCAGCAAUCAUGAUUGUCUGGGGCAGCUCGAGUGCUGGCACACCACUCUCGCCAUCAGCCCGCCGGGGGUGGACCUCUCGGGCAUUUCUGGCUCCGACAUUCGAGUCUGCUUCGAUCCAGGAGCACACUCUGCCUUUUUAGGACUGGGGAUCAAGGAGUACUACCUACACUUGCGCGAUCAGAUUUGGACAUGGUUGCGUGGGGGCGCGAAACUCUUGAAGCUUGAUGGUAUCGGGAACCCAGCCGGUCUUGACCAAACUUUGGAAGAAGACUUCGAUGCAGCCGUGAGCCUCAUAGCGGAGCUGCGGAAGAUCAGUAGCCAUGUCUUCAUCAAUCUGUCAACAGGGACGUGGCCGUCUCCUUUCUGGCUCCUUUAUUCAGACACUGUGUGGAGAAGGGGCCAUGACCACUACUUCGAAGGCAAGGGGCCCGCGCGCGAACGUUGGAUAACAUACCGCGAUGCAAUGGUCUAUGCAAAUGUUGUGACGCAGUCACCCUUGUUCCCUCUGAGCUCAUUGAUGGUUCAUGGAAUCGUUUUUGCGAAGGAUGCCUGGGACCUGAAUCAGCUCGAGGGCGCGGGACCAGGAAUGUCGAACGAGCCCUUCAAGCAUGAAGUCAGGUCAGCUUUUGGAUCUGGCGUGAUGCUGCAAGAGCUGUAUGUGACACCCAGCUUACUGAAUCGCGAGAACUGGGACGAUGUUGCAGAAGCAGCUAAGUGGGCCAGCGAUCGAAUCCAGACUCUCGCUGAUGUUCAGUGGUUCGGAGGGGAUCCCUCCAAGGGCGAGGUAUAUGGUUGGGCCGCUUGGCAUGGGAGCACGCAGAAGACAUCCGCAAUACUGACCCUGCGCAACCCCUCCCCCCACAGGCAAUCCGUCUAUGUUGAUCCCGUGAGAGUUUUCUCGCUUCCAGACUAUGUUGUUGGGCCUCUUGUGCUGAACACGCCGUUCUCUGACCAGCGGCCAAGACAAAUUCAAUUGGUCCGGGGCCGUGUCGCUCUGGUGGAUUUGCCACCUUUCGCUGUAUUGGUCUUCGACACCAGCGGUCCCACCCCCUCGGCCUGGGCUGUGUAUAUUGAUAUCCUCGUCGAUAACUCUGCAAUCCUCUUCUGGACCCUCCUGGCCUUGCUUGUGGCUGGCUUCAGCUUGCGUGGGACCUCUGCAUCACCACCUGCACCGGCCGUCCCUGUGGAAGAGCUCCGACGGCGGCGGCUUGCCGCACUUGAACGGCGCGCUCCGAACCAGUAA
Messenger RNA from Symbiodinium necroappetens, 2235 nucleotides. Lineage: Eukaryota; Dinophyceae; Suessiales; Symbiodiniaceae. The record is from the annotation of a GenBank genome assembly.